AAAGGUAAAGGUAAAGAGAAGUGAUAAGACUAUACAAAGCCAAACGUUUUCAAUUGUUUCUUCAUCGUUUUCAAUUUUAUUUUGUGUGCCUUGCUUUUUGAUGGAUUUUUCCAUUGCUAUGACAGAAUCAUCGGCUCUUUCUCCAAAUUUGAAGGGGAGUUACGAUGUGUUUUUGAGUUUUAGAGGAGAGGAUACUCGAUCUAACUUCACCGGUCAUCUUGACAUGGCCUUACGGCAAAAGGGUGUCAACGUCUUCAUUGAUGACAAGCUCAACAGGGGAGAGCUAAUCUCUGAAUCCCUUUUUCGAUCUAUAGAGGAAGCUUUGAUUUCUAUUGUUAUAUUCUCUGAAAAUUAUGCAUCUUCUUCUUGGUGUUUGGAUGAAUUGGUGAAAAUAAUCGAAUGUAAGAAAUCCAAGGGCCAAAUAGUUUGGCCAAUUUUCUAUAAGGUGGAUCCAUCGGAUGUACGAAAACAAAUCGGAAGUUUUGGAGAAGCAUUAGCCACACAUCAAGCUAAGUUCGAGAUGAAAAUUCAAAUUUGGAGGGAAGCUUUAACUACUACCGCCAACUUGUCUGGUUGGGAUCUCGGAGCUAGGAAGGAGGCUGAUCUUAUUCAAGACCUUGUUAAAGAAGUAUGGUCGAUAUUAAAUCUUACUUGCACGCCCUUAUAUGUAGCAAAAUAUCCGGUUGGAAUUGAUUCUCAACUAGAAAAUUUAAGGUCAAACUCCCAUUAUUGGACAGAAGAUGAGUUUAGUAAUGGUAUUUACAUGGUGGGGAUAUAUGGGAUUGGAGGCAUGGGUAAGACGACUUUGGCCAAAGCUUUAUACAACAAAACCGUGACUAAGCUAUAAAUAAGCAGCAGUCUCCAUAACCUAACAAUUCNGUGCUGCUUUCUAUCAAAAGUUAAGGAAGUUUCAAAGCAAUUCAAUGGCCUUGUUCAACUACAGGAGCACUUACUCCAUGAGAUAUUAAAGGAAGAUUUAAAGGUUGGCAAUCUUGACAAAGGAAUCAACAUCAUAAAGAAUAGACUGCGUUCAAAGAAAGUUCUUAUAGUUGUUGAUGAUGUGGAUAAGCUUGAGCAGUUAGAAGCAUUGGUGGGUGGACAUGAUUGGUUUGGCGCGGGUAGUAUGAUCAUUGUGACAACAAGAAACAAUCAUUUGAUUUCUACCCAUGAAUUUGAUCAAAAGUAUGGUAUUCAAGGAAUGAAUCACGAUCACGCCCUUGAACUUUUUAGUUGGUAUGCUUUUAAGAAAAGUCAUCCACCAAGUAAUUACUUAGACCUUUCAAAACGUGCUACAACUUAUUGUAAAGGUCUUCCUUUGGCUCUUGGUGUUUUGGGUUCUUUCCUUUGUACUAAAGACGACCAAGCAGAUUGGAGAAGUGUAUUAGAUGAAUAUGAAAACUGUUUGAGCAAAGACAUAAGUGAUAUUCUUCAAAUAAGUUUUGAUGAGCUUGAAGAUAAAGUAAAGGAGAUUUUCCUUGAUAUUUCGUGUUUUCUAGAGGGAGAGGACGUUGACUACGUUAAGAAUACUUUAAGCUCAUAUCAUUUCAAUCCAAAUUUUGGAAUUUUAGUCCUUGAGAAUUUUUCACUUAUUACGAUUGAAAAUAAUGAGGUGCAAAUGCAUGAUUUAAUCAGACAGAUGGGUCAUAAAAUAGUUAAUGGUGAAUCUUCUGACCCUGGAAAAAGGAGUAGAUUGUGGUUGGUAGAAGACAUUUUAAGGGUGUUUGAUAACAAUUCGGGAACUGAUGCAAUUGAAGCCAUAAAGUUGGAGAUGCACCGUCCAAAAAGUCUAGAUGUGGAUCCACAAGCAUUCAGAAAAAUGAAAAAUUUGAGAUGGCUUUUUGUUCGAGAUGUAAGAUUUUCUAAAAAUCUUAAAUAUCUACCAGAAAACUUGAAGUUGAUUAAAUGGCAUGGAUUUACUAAAAAAUCUUUGCCGUCAUGCUUUAUUACCAAAAAUCUUGUUAGAUUAGAUUUGCAGCAUAGCUUCAUCAGAAAUUUGGGAAAAAGGUUAAAGGAGGGUAAAAUGUUGAAGUUUGUUGAUCUUAGUUACUCUACUUCGUUAGAGACAAUUCCAGACUUAUCCACAGUACCAAACCUUGAAGAAUUGUAUCUGAAAGAAUGCACAAAUUUAAGAAUGAUUCAUAAGUCUGUUGGAUCUCUAAAUGAGCUUGUUAUCUUGGACCUUGAAAAAUGCUCUAACUUUAGAAAGCUUCCGGGCUAUCUUUCACUGAAAUCUCUUAGAUAUUUGAAUCUUUCUCAUUGCAAAAAGCUUCGGGAAAUUCCUGACUUCUCUAUGGCAAUAAACCUUGAAAGUUUGUAUUUCGAAAAAUGCACAAAUUUAAGAGUAAUUCACGAGUCUAUAGGAUCUUUGGAUAGCCUUGUUGCCUUGGACCUUAAACAAUGCACUAAGCUUGAAAAGCUUCCAAAUUGUCUCAAGUUAAAAUCUCUUAAAUAUCUCGAACUCUCGGGCUGUUCUAAGCUUAAAGUGUUUCCAAAAAUUAGUGAAAACAUGAAAUCAUUAGUGUCGUUGUAUUUGGAUUCUACCGGCAUAAAGGAGCUACCUUCAUCAAUUGGAAACCUUAUUGAGCUCAAGGUCUUAAACCUUGACGGUUGCACAAACCUCAUCUCCAUUCCUAGUACAAUUUAUUUGUUACAGGAUCUUCGAGAACUUUAUCUUGGUGGGUGUUCUAGAUUUGAAAUGUUUCCCUAUAAAUGGGAAUUACCCAUCCAUCCAACAUGCUCUUCUUCAAAUUAUGGAAACUUACCCACAAACCGUAUGUUUUCCCAUUUUACUUUGUUGGAUCUUCGAAAUUGCAACAUAUCAAAUGCUGAUUUCUUGGAAAUUUUAUGUGAUGUCACCCCUUUCUUAAAUAGCCUAUUCUUGUCGGAAAACAAAUUCUCUAGCCUGCCCUCAUGUCUCCAUAAGUUCACGUCCUUGUGGAAUCUUCAAUUGAAGAAUUGCAAGUUUCUUCAACAAAUUCCAAACCUUCCUCAGUGUAUACAAACAAUGGAUGCCACUGGUUGUGAAUCGUUGGCUAGAAGUCCGGACAACAUUAUGGAUAUAAUAUCAAGCAAGCAGGAUGAUAUUACACUGGGUGACUUUCCUAGAGAGUUCAUUCUAAUGAACAUUGAAAUUUCAAAAUGGUUCAGACAUCAGACUAUAUCAAACUCAAUAAAGGUUAGCUUUCGACAUGAUUAUAAUAUAGAAAGAACUUUGGCUACCUAUGCUAUGAUUAGAGUGGAUGGAGAUUCAUAUCAAGGAGAAGCCUUAAUUUCAUGUAACAUAUUCAUCGACUACAAACUCCAAAGUUCUUUUAUGAGAAAAUUCUCAUCAUCAACAUCAGAAUAUACGUGGUUAGUAACAACUUCUUCUCCAACAUUUAGUAGCUCCUUAGUGGCGAAUGAUUGGAAUGAUGUUAUAGUAUGGUUUGAAGUUGUGAAAUGUCGUGAGGUUCAUGUAAGUAUAAGAAGCUGUGGUGUCCAUCUCAUUGAGGUCCAUCGGAUAUCCCAAAAUGAUGUUAAGGGGCCAGGGGUAAUGUAUACAGAUUUUGAUGACAUAGAGGAAUUGCCAAGCCGGGAUGUUAUCAAAUCCUUCGCUCAAGAAGUCUCCACCAUAUCAGAUUGCGCUGCAAUGUUGCAUGCACAGAACUUCCCAACUGAAGUUGAUUCCAAAAUACAAGUUACGAACUUUCCCUUACACGUAACAUCUUAUGGCGUUACAAGGAUAGGUGGCAUGGAAGGUAUGGCAGAGACGACACUGGCCAAAUCUAUAUUUGAUAAACUAAUGAACAGAAAGGAUAGGGAUGAUUCCUUUGAGAGAGAGGCUUUAAAUAAUUGUGGUGGGCUUAUUGAAAUGGAUCAACAUGGAUGUCAGGGUGGAAGUAUUGAAGGUGGAUGUAGUAUUACAAGCAUGAGAUUGUCUUCCCAAAAAUAUCUCAAAGUUUUUGAGCGUGAGGUUAAAUUUGAAUAUUUGAACGGUAUGGGUCGUGCAGUGAGAUUUUUGAGUUUUUCCGAAUAUUUACAGAUAGAUAAUUUGUUAAGUUAUGGAGUCUGCUCCCUGUAUUUACCCGCACCGAAACAGUGCUUUACUCCUAGAUGUCUAGCAGCAUUUAGAGGAGAACUAGGUAGCUCUAGGGUAUCCUCUAGCUUGACCUUCCUUCUCUGUUCUUUUUCCUCUGUUUUUCUCUCUGUUUUGUGGGUUUUCGCCAUGGAGAAUGAUACCAUCCGUAAAGCUUGUGCUUCUUCAUGGGAGAAUGGUGGAUGUUUGGAUGAAGAAGCAAAAAGAUCUCCACUUUACAUGGCUACUUUCGGGAAAUAUAAGAUGCGGAGUAACAUGCUUCCAUCGGCUUCGGCUCGAGACUUGAGAUGUUUCGACCUCGAAAGUGAGCAACGUGAUGCAUUGUCUCCUAGAGGAGUUUUGGAAGCCAGUUUACAGAGUUCGGAAUUCGAUCACGAGUCUUCACAUGACAGUUACCCCGAAUCAGAGGUUCAAUGUUCACAAUCACUUUCUCACUGGAAAAAGUUCUUCAAAUCAUGGAAGAAACGCUCGUUUAGACGUCUAGCCUCUUUUCCGCCCCUUGGGGUGCUGAAGAUAUCAAGAAGAGGGAACAGAAGCGAGCAAGAUAACCCGGGGCUAAGCGACUUGUACAAGUUCAAGUCCUCGUUGGGAAACUUCACGUUCUCGGAGCUUCAAACUGCCACUAACAAAUUUAGCCAGGCGAAUUUGAUCGGAAAAGGUGGUUACGCCGAGGUUUACAAGGGUCGUUUACAAAACGGGCAGCUGAUAGCAGUGAAGAAGCUGAAUAGAGGAGCGCCUGAUGAGAGAACUGCUUGUUUCUUAUCCGAGCUUGGUAUCAUAGCUCAUAUCGAUCAUCCGAACACUGCUAAACUGAUCGGUUGUUGCAUCGACCGAGGCAUGCACCUCGUUUUCAAAUUAUCUCCAAAUGGAAGUUUAGGAUCUUUUCUCCAUGGUCCGAACGCGAGCAAACUUGAUUGGCGUAAACGAUACAAGAUUGCUCUUGGUACGGCCGACGGUCUGCUGUAUCUCCAUGAUUAUUGUCAGAGGCGUAUCAUUCAUCGAGAUAUCAAGGCCGAUAACAUUCUACUUACAGAAGAUUUCGAACCUCAGAUUUGUGAUUUCGGCCUUGCAAAAUGGCUACCCAAACAGUGGACUCACUACAGCGUGUCGAAAUUCGAAGGCACAUUUGGAUACUUCGCUCCUGAAUAUUUCAUGCAUGGGAUCGUUGACGAGAAAACUGACGUUUACUCGUUCGGAGUUCUACUUCUAGAGCUCCUAACUGGUCGUCGAGCUUUAGACGAACUGUGUCAAAGCCUCGUCCUUUGGGCAAAGCCUCUCCUAGAUACCAACAAUCCUGAGGAGGUCAUUGAUCCCGCUCUCAUUAAAAGCUACGACCUCGAAGAGGUCGAACGUGUGAUUUUGACUGCGUCUCUAUGCAUUGAGCAGUCUCCUAUUCUCCGACCUCGAAUGAGUCAGGUUGUCAUCCUGCUACGAGGCGACAAAUACGUAGCGGAGUGUGAAAAGAACACGAGGGUGUCGCUGCAACGAACGUACUCGGAAGAGCUGUUGGACGCUCAAGAAUACAACAAGACGAGGUACCUAAGCGAUCUUAAGAAACACAGGCAGCUUGCUUUGGGGUGUUGAAAGUGAAGUUGGGAGUAUUCACCUAAAGAAAGAAGCUGCAAAAGCAAUGUGUUAGUGUUAAGUUAACAGAGUUUAGUUAACAGAGUUACUCUAAUUUAGUGGAUCAAUUGCCAAACAGCACCUUAGGCCUUGUAUUUGUGCUGCUGCUGCACUGUUUCUCAAUACACAUUAACAAACAUUAAGCUGUUUCAAUGAAAGGUGAAGUUUCGACUUUUGUUUA
Molecule: messenger RNA, 5879 nt
Organism: Cucurbita pepo subsp. pepo (vegetable marrow)
Lineage: Eukaryota; Viridiplantae; Streptophyta; Magnoliopsida; Cucurbitales; Cucurbitaceae
Source: RefSeq, a predicted model, not a curated record